CUUGUGUAUUAUGACCUCAAACUUAUACAUUUACUUAGUAUUUCACUUUAAAGUACAUUCAUGACAGAGUAAAAAAAUUACAGGAAAGAACUUUGACUGACUGUCGCCAAUAUGGCGGCAGAAAAAUCUCUAGAGGCAGAGUUACUGAAUGAUCUCUUGGAAUGUCCUAUAUGCUUGGGAAUAAUGGAAUCACCAAAUUCUCUGCCUUGUUUGCAUAAGUUCUGCUACUCUUGUCUGAGAAAAUGGGCAGAUGAAAAGGAAAACUUUUUGAAAAGUUUCCCAUGUCCAAUAUGUAAGGCUACAACUCGGAAGGACUCUAUCAAAAUUGAUUUUAACCUAAAGUCAAUCGCAGAAAGUCUGACGACAAAAAAAUCAAAUGACAAAAAGGAACAGAGUAAAAAUAUUAUAAAGAAAGGAGAUCUUGAAAAACCAACAAAGCAACCUAUCGAGGACAAUGAGGAAAUUAAUUAUUGUGAAAAAUGUUUGGAAAUUGAUUUGAAACUUUCGCAAGCUGAGGUGAACUGUGCAGAAUGCAGCAAACAUUUGUGUCUAGAUUGCUGUAAAAUUGAUUCUAGAUUCAGGAACUUCUGCAACGACCACAUGCCCAUUAGUCCAAUACCACGCCGUAGAGCAUACGCACCACGAGCAAAUACACAAAGAGCAAAUACACCACGAGGAAAUGUUCUUCAAACUGUGACAGUGGCUAAAGAGGAUAAUGCAUCAAGACCAACAAGGGAGAUUAAGACAUGGGCUUAUGCACCACAAGAAUGUAUUCAACCAGUGAAUGAACCACAGAACAGUACUGGACUAUCAGAUGACCAACUAAUCACUUUUGUGAUGUGCUUCAUUCUCAUAACAAUCAGCUUAGCUUUGCUGAAGACACUUUACUAGUGUAUGGGACUCAUAUAAUCCUUAUUCUACACUUUUAUAGGCAAAAUCAAUUGGUCAGAGCCAUGGCAUAUUUUAGAUAUUGCAUGUUAUCAUAACGUUAUCAAUUAAUGAAUGUCAUUGGACCAGAUCUGAAAAUUUUAGGCUUAAAAGGAAGAAACAUACUGUAUAAUCAAUUAUACCACUCUAAGUCCAAUUACAGUUGUAUAACAUGGGUCUAUAACAACGAUAUACAGUGGAGAGUGGUAUAUCGUCAUCGUAUACAACUCCUCCGUAUACACUCCAGCGUAUACCACUGUAGAAGUGCAUUCUGGGAACUAAUGAAUAUAGACCGAAGAACAAGGUUUAUGUUUUGUUACACAGACUGUUGUGUCCCUCGAAUGAUUGGAGCGAAUGAGGUGUUCCGACAUUUCAAAAUGUUCAUGAUUUCAUUGAAUCAAGUGACGUCAUAAAUGGUUCCGGCAUGAUUUGCUAGAAUCAAGCCACGUCAUAAAUGGUUCGAGAUCAACAUCGGCAUCUUUGAGUUGGCUAUGGGAUAUUUUUAUGUUUUUUAAUUGUUAUGAUUGUGUUCGAAUCAACUGUAAUUGAACUUAGAGUGGCAUAAUAAGAUUAUACAAUGGUUCAUUCUGUAUAUCGCGCAUUUUAUACUCUCGUGAGAAUAUAAUAUAUUCACUCGUUCGCUACGCUCACUUGUGAAUAUAUCAUAUACUCACUCGAAUAUAAACACGAUAUACAGAAAGAACCAUUAUAUAACCUCAUAGUAUGUUACUUUAUAUACAUAAAUUAAUGACUUCAGCUUCUUCCCUCAUACAUAGUACUUACUUGCUCUCUAAGGACAUAGGCAUAUUCUGCAAUGAGGGUUGGGCUGAUGAUACGCCAUUUGUGCUUGGUUCUCUUAAAAUGAGGAUCGGGAAACAGGAAGAACAUCUUUGAGAGCUGAAAUAAACAUUUUCUGUAAAUUAAUAAAAAUAAUGACUUUAUCUCUUAAGCCUUACUCUAGAUUGUAGAUUUUACUAUAUUUCAUGAGCAAACUCGUCUAAGAUAUUUUUCUACUCCACAACAAAGUAGGCGACAAAAAUGUGUGUUGGGUACUAUCAAAUGAAUCUUCAUGCUUAGUUUAUGGCAGGGUAUGUAAGGUUGAAAACAUAUUUAAUCUGGUUCAUGCAAUCAUUAUUGUAAAGAGUGAGUUAGAAAGUAACAAAGGAUUCAUUCUUGAGUAUAUACAGAGAGC
Messenger RNA from Owenia fusiformis, 2119 nucleotides. Lineage: Eukaryota; Metazoa; Annelida; Polychaeta; Sabellida; Oweniidae. The record is from the annotation of a GenBank genome assembly.